Molecule: messenger RNA, 954 nt
Organism: Rhopalosiphum padi (bird cherry-oat aphid)
Lineage: Eukaryota; Metazoa; Arthropoda; Insecta; Hemiptera; Aphididae
Exons: 4
Coding region: 48-668 (206 amino acids)
Source: RefSeq, a predicted model, not a curated record
AACGAAAAAUUAGGUUGACAGCUUCACGAUUUGGUGAAAUUUGCAAAAUGCGACCAAACACCAGCUGCAAGACCAAAGUCCAUAACAUACUGUAUAAGCCUCCUGUUACAUCUAAACAAAUGAGUUAUGGGCAUAAUAUGGAACAUGAAGCUAGAAAAAAACUAGAGGAGAUCAUUAAGCUGGACGUUCAAUUAAGCGGGCUUGUUAUAGAUACUAAUUUUCCAUAUUUAGCAGCAAGUCCAGAUGGUUUGGUUGGGGAUCAUGCUAUUGUAGAAAUAAAAUGCCCAUACACAGCAAAAGAUAGCGAAAACAGUGUUGAUGCCGUAAAUAAUAAACUUUUGUCAUAUUGUAAUAUAACACAAGAAAAUAAACUUCAGUUAAAAAAUGAUCAUCAGUAUUAUUAUCAAGUUAUGGGUCAACUUCAUAUAACACGUAGAAAUGUAUGUUAUUUUGUUGUUUACGCCAAAAAAUGGAUAAGUGUGGAACAUAUUUAUUACGACAAAACAUUUUGGGAAGAAAAAAUGAUCAAAAAGUUAAAUUUGUUUUACACUGAAUGUAUUUUACCCGAAAUUGUUGAUCCACUGUAUGGGAAAAGACUUCUUAUAUCAGACAUAAGAGAACCCACUUAUAUAAAAGAAAAAAUAAACGAGCGACUAACAAUUAAAUAAAAUAUAAAUGUACCACCUAUAUACCUGCAAUAAGUAGACUAGCGACUAGGUAUACUAAUAUACUAUACUAUAGUAUAAUAUAUUAUUAUAUUAUAUUGUAAAUAUCUAUACUAUUAUACUACUAAUCUUUAUACAUAUUAAUUUCUUAUUGUAAUCUUGAAUUUGGUGGGCUAAUCUUUUUAUGUUUUUAGUUUUAGAUCGUUUUAACUCUUUAUACCUACCUACAUAACUACAUAAAAUAAUGUAUUUAAUUUUUAAGUGUGUGUAAGUAAGUAGGUACAGGUUA